Molecule: messenger RNA, 1913 nt
Organism: Drosophila innubila
Lineage: Eukaryota; Metazoa; Arthropoda; Insecta; Diptera; Drosophilidae
Product: acetylcholinesterase-like
Exons: 4
Coding region: 114-1826 (570 amino acids)
Source: RefSeq, a predicted model, not a curated record
ACACACACGCAGGCUUGAAUUUAGACUCAGGUCUAAAGUUCGUUUUAAAGCAGGUUGGUAAUUGUCUAGUUAUUACAGAUUGAUUAGAUUUUAAAUCUAUUCGAUAAACCAUAAUGAGAAUAAACUUUGCACAUUGGCGUGGACACUCACAAAGAUUGAUCAGAUUAUACAGCAACAUGCAGAAGGUGAAGGUGCCAGUGAAACAAGGAGUUGUUGUUGGACAGCGGAAGCAGUUACCAAGUGGCCUGCAAUACGAGAGCUUCCUUGGAGUACCCUAUGCCCAGCCACCAGUGGGAGAACUCCGAUUUCGGAGUCCCGUGCCACUGGAACGUUUUCCAGAUCACGAGCUGGACUGCAGCAAGGAACGUGAUGUCUCUCAUCAGCGUGAUCCGUUUACUCAAGAGGUAGUUGGCUCAGAGAACUGUCUCUUUCUCAAUGUAUAUGCACCUAAAGGCAAUUCCAGGGCACCGCUGCCUGUCAUGGUGUGGAUUCAUGGAGGCGGUUUCUGGUUUGGCAAUGGCAACAGUGACUAUCACUUUCCAGCGCAGCUCAUGCAGGAAGAGGUGAUUGUGGUAACCCUGAAUUAUCGCUUGGGAGCCCUGGGUUUCCUCAGCUUGCCAGGAGCGGGCAUUUAUGGCAAUGCAGGCCUGAAGGAUCAGCGUCUGGCGCUGCAGUGGGUACAGGAAAACAUUUCCAAUUUCAAUGGUGAUCCACAAAAUGUGACUCUCUUUGGAGAAAGUGCCGGUGCUGCUUCAGUGCAUCUGCACACAUAUGCGGCGCAUGCAAAUAAAUUAUUCCACAAGGCGAUCGUGCAAAGUGGAACUGCCAAUAUGGAGUGGGUGUUCCAGCAGAAUGGAGCGUAUAAGGCACGUCGAAUGGGUGAGCUCCUGCAGGGACAGAACAUUGAGCAGGACAGUGCUCUGCUGGAAUUCCUGCAAUCAAAGAAUGUGACACCGAACGGAAUUCUCUCUAAGACUUUGAACGUGCUAUCGGCGGAUGAGCGACGUCGCGGGUUACCUCUGGCUUUUAAGCCUGUUCUGGAGGAUGCUAGCAGUUCGGACAGUUUUAUCAGCACGAAUAUUCUUGAUCUGCUACAUGACAAGGAGCGGCUGCAAGGAAUGCCUCUGUUAAUGGGCUAUAAUUCAGCGGAGGGCAUUGCCAUGCUGAUUAACGCUAGGCGUAAACUGGAGCUCUAUGAAGAGGAUCUGGCAAGAGUGGUACCUCGAAAUCUUGUGGAGAAACCUACGGCGCCAGAAGCCCUAGAAGCAGCCAACGAUAUACGUCAAUUCUAUUUAAACGGACAGCCGCUGACACUGGAACGUCUCGAUAAUCUGGUGGACAUAUUCUCAGAUUACCACUUUGUCAUCGAUAUGCAACACGCAGCAGAGAUUCAUGUAAACUGUCAGAUAACAUCGCCGCUCUAUUUCUAUCGCUUCGAUUACUUGGGCGGCCAAAAUAUGUAUAAACGGAUUCUACAGGCGGAAACUCUUCGUGGAGCAUCUCAUGCAGACGAGCUGUGCUACUUGUUCCAAAUGGCUGGAGACGAGACGACGCAGUCUAAGGAGGACCAACAAAUUACCAAGCGUCUUUGUCAUAUGUGGGCCAAUUUUGCGAAAUAUGGAAAACCUUUGGACAGCUGGAUGCCAGUGACAAGACCGAAGAGCAAUGACAAAGGAGAGCGAGAGCCCUUCCAUUUGGAUUAUAUGCUCAUUGAUCGGGAAUGCAAGAUGCAGCGAAAUCCAGAUGCAGAGCGAAUGGAUUUCUGGCGCAGCAUGUACAAGAGAUAUAGAACGGAUUGCUAUGAGGCGUUAAGAGCGAAACUUUAAGGCUCUUAAACCACAAAUUUAAUUUAGACACCUAUAUUGACCUAUAUAUGUUUUUGAACAUACCAAUGAUAUUCAUAUUUAAACUUU